This is a messenger RNA of Coregonus sp. 'balchen', 20705 nucleotides long. The record is from the annotation of a GenBank genome assembly. NCBI's taxonomy places the organism in Eukaryota, Metazoa, Chordata, Actinopteri, Salmoniformes, Salmonidae.
AUGAUGAUGAUGGAAAAGAGGAACCAACAAGGAGGAGGAGGAGGAGGAGGAGGAGGAGGAGGAGGAGGUGUAUUAUUCUGAAUGGCAGAACAGACCCAUCUGCUGUGGCUUGGCCCAGCCCGCCUGACCAUUAUUAAGGGAAACUGCCCGUUAGCGCCAGCUGCCAGCCCAGUGCAGCGUGGCCUGGCUCUCUCUCGCUGCCCCCUCCACCACCUCCCUCAGCCCCGGCCCUCAGAGCAGCAGCUGAGACAGGGUGCGGCUCCCAAGGCAUUCUCUAAACCUGGAGGAGGUGUUUAUAUUCCAGCGCAGAAUGUAAAUAAGGUGGGAAAUCAUUUCUGGGAGAUGUGUGUGUUUUUUUUUUACGUAAGUAAGUAAGUAUGUAUUUCAGUGUUAUUUUAAGUUUAUUUUAAUAACAUCUGAUAUCUUUUUUAAAUUUUUGUUAGUAUUUUUUUUGUUUUAUUCAUUUAUAUAAUUUUUUAUAAAAAAAAUUAUUUAUUUAUUUUUAUAUAUUUUUUAUAUAUAUAUUUUUUAUCAUCUUAAAUCUUGGUGGUUUCUAGAAAUAAUGGCCAUUGGCUGACCUCGGUACUCAUCGAGUGAUUCAAUUGUGCUUCACUUGGGAAAUUAAUGUAAAAAAUGGAGUGUGUGAAUCACUUUAGACGUGUUGAGUCAAACACAUUGUUCCAGAUCCAUACCCGUCUUUACUCAUUCCACAUCAGCAGCUCUAUAGCCAUUGGAGCAGCUCUAACCACCAGAGGUAUUCCCUUUCAGAGCUCAUAAAGCCUUUCACUUCACUUUGUUCCCAUUAUGCCCGCCUCUCCAAUUUGUCUCCAGACAUUUUUGUAACACCUAAUUGUGCCUACAGUCUGUGAAGAUGCCACACCUUGUGAUAAGUGCAUUCCCACAAGGUAAACUUGGCAGGGCUCGAGUAGAACAAACAAACAAGCAAACAUGCAGUUAUUUCGGAGCCUGUUGCUCUGCAUCCCAAUGAGGCUGAUGGAUUAGCGUUCCAUUCCAUUAAUGGGCUGAGAGGAGGAGUGCCAGAAGUCCCAUUCUGUUUUAUCGGUGGCUCGCUGCUUCUCACAUUGGUAAUGGCGUCUGAGCCGGCUGUUUUCCACAUUUUCCUUCCUUAUCUAAACUUCUUUGGUGUGCAACUCAAGUAAAUUGCCUGUUUCCCCCACACUGACUAGUUAAAGUUUACCGUGGGAACAUGGACGACACAUUAGAUGGAUGACAAUAAGGCUCUUAUGUUUGGUUCACAAAUGCAUACACAGGGCUAAAAUAAGCCAGGGGGCUAGGCUUUUAGCCGUGGUGGAAUGGGUUUAUGUUUGUGAGAGAGUGUGUUUGUGUGUCUGAGUCCAUCCGUUCGUAAGUUUGCGCGUCUUUCCAAGAGUGUAUGUGUGUUCUUGAUUUGUAUGUGCGUUUGCUCUGCUUGGCAGUCAGGUCUCUCUCCGAGAGCGGAGUCCUCUCUGACCUCCUACUGAAGGGUCAGGGGUCGUCUUUGAGCUAAUUGGGUUCACCUCGCUCUGGUCAUGACAUUCUGGGGUCGCACUGCUUUCAAAUGUCAGCCUCCAGCCGUGUUCCAUGCCAGCCAGGCCUGAGAGCAGUAGAGCAUCAAUGCCACAGCCCCUCUACCCAUUCAACCAUCUCUGCAGUAACACUUCAAAUGCCAAGGACAGUCCACCCACACCCUUUGCCUAGUCCUGGUGGAGUGAAGAGCGGAAACAUCUUUUGAGAACCAUUCAUGAAUUCACCUUUGUAUACAAUGACCGUACAUUUCUCACAUCCCAACUAAAGUCAGCGGUGAGUGUUAUAGAAUUAGAAGGACAUUGUCAUUGCAGUUUUUAAGCUCUGCAGUGAAGAAGUUGUAUUGUUAAGGCCGAUCGUCCUUUCUCCCUUCAGUGAACUCACUUCUGAUGUAGCGGUGGAGGGAGCUGGGGUCUUUCUGAAUGGUGGAUGAUCUGGAAAGGGCAGUAACAUUCCACUGCGUCAGUAGCUCUGUGAUGUAGUCCUCUAGGACUGUGUGGCGUGAUAAAUGGUGUUUGAGGGUAAUCACAGACCGGCCAUAGCAUACGGCAGCAGUCGGUCAGACACUACGCAUGGCAGAAGCCUAAAACCCUUAAUUGAUUCCAUGGUCAUGUUUUGAGUUAAUGUUUACUUGAUGGCGUGCUGCUGUGCGCUUGGCUUCCAAAACAUUCCACACUCUUCCAACUCUCGCCUAGAGCAGUGAGGUUUGGCACGAACCGUCAAGACUUCAACCACAACCCAUUAUCUGAUUUUAUCAGUGUCAAACUCUCAGGCUUAAACCAUUUCUCAGACCUCUAUUGAAUUCUAAGGCCGCAGCGUUGGAGAAUUCUUAACCUUAAUUUCCAGGCUAAUGAAGCACUGUAAAGCGGAUGGGCGGUCUUAAGCAGCAAUCACUUUGGCUGAUCAAUCCUGGCUGCUUUGUUUCACGCAUCCCUUUUACUUGGUGUUGAUGUGAUUGAGAGCUGCCUUAAUGGACCCUGCCGUAUCUACAUAUCUCCCCCCUCCACCUCCCUCCAAAGUCUUUGAUCGAUGCCCACCCUCUCAGGCUGUUAUCUAAGCUCACACACAAUGGGGCCCUCAGCGCUCCAGGUCUUCUUCCCUUCUUUCUUUCACUUCCUCUCUCCCUAUCUCUUCCCUCUCCAUCUCUGGACGGGACAAUGGGCUCUGUGGAGCCGCUCAUGCUAUUGUGAUGAUGUCAACAUUUUAUUCCAUUUUCAUCCAGCUCUCUCAUGGGUUCGCGCUCUGUUCUUAUUGACGCACAUACACACACACACACACACACACACACACACUCUUCCCCUCUCCACAUCCUUUUGUUGGUGUUUGUGGUGGUGGGUCGGGCUCUGGGAGGCAUCUCAUUGUAAAUCGUGUAAUCUGCUCUUUCUGGGUUAAUGCAUCUCUAUUUUCCGCUGGCUGUGUUCUGAGAGGGGGGAUAUUUGUGUUGACCUGCUUGGAGCCAGCCUGUUUGCUGUGAUUUAAAUGGGAGCAGGAGAGUCUGAACCCCCCCCAGAGUGGAGGAAUGCUGUUCUAUUUCCCCUCUCCACUGCAGCGUCUCAACUGUACUGUACUGACACUGCCAGCCUGGACAAAACAGCACAGUCACUAUGUGGCCUGAAAUACCCCUGCCUAAAUAAGGCCAUACUGUAGCUGGGUCACACUAGGCCUAUUUAUUCAGAAUAGUCCUUCCUAGCCUAUGUCCCAUAGUACAAUAUGUGACAGACAUAUUGUACUAUUUAUUUUUAUUUUUACCAAGAUUCAGUCUGAAGUCAUUCUUUGGUUUUCUACAUUUUACAUUUUAGUCAUUUAGCAGACGCUCUUAUCCAGAGCGACUUACAGUUAAUGAAUACAUAUUUUUUUAGUAAAUGUAUUUAUUUUUAUUUUUACCAAGAUUCAGUCUGAAGUCAUUCUUUGGUUUUCUAAAGCAGUGCCCUCAUUUGGUGUAGACAUGUUAUGAUCCUACAGUACUGUGUUAAUGCUGUAGACAUGACACGUCUAACUGGCAGGCUUUAGUUAGCUACAGUGAUUUAUACACUUCCAUUCUCUCUAAUUAAAUCAUUAAUUGGCCAUUCAGAACCCAUCAGACUGCCAUUAGGUUGAGCUCUGCUCCUUCUCAAGGUCUGGGUGGGCGGUUCAGCACUCUCAACUACGCUCUCUCGCUGAACAUUAAACCUUUUUCAUUUUAUAUUGCUGAGGGCCUCUCGUUUAGUCUUUCUGGUCCGGUCUGACAGUGCUCGAACUUCACACUUCCUGGCUCUGUGCUCUGUCAUUCUUAGCGGGGGAGGGAGGGAUUGAUGCCCAGCCACACUGCCAGACUACCGUCUGCCGUCACAGAGUGCUCUGUCACUAGGAAAGGUGCAGGGGGCAUACGGCAGGUUGACUCAUCAACACUGUGUGUGUGUGUACACAUACACUGCUCAAAACAAUUAAGGGAACACUUAAACAACACAUCCUAGAUCUGAAUGUGUGUGUGUGUGUGUACACAUUUCUUUACAUAGUUGAAUGUGCUGACAACAAAAUCACACAAAAAUUAUCAAUGGAAAUCAAAUUUAUCAACCCAUGGAGGUCUGGAUUUGGAGUCACCCUCAAAAUUAAAGUGGAAAACCACACUACAGGCUGAUCCAACUUUGAUGUAAUGUCCUUAAAACAAGUCAAAAUGAGGCUCAGUAGUGUGUGUGGCCUCCACGUGCCUGUAUGACCUCCCUACAAUGCCUGGGCAUGCUCCUGAUGAGGUGGCGGAUGGUCUCCUGAGGGAUCUCCUCCCAGACCUGGACUAAAGCAUCCGCCAACUCCUGGACAGUCUGUGGUGCAACGUGGUGUUGGUGGAUGGAGCGAGACAUAAUGUCCCAGAUGUGCUCAAUUGGAUUCAGGUCUGGGGAACGGGCGGGCCAGUCCAUAGCAUCAAUGCCUUCCUCUUGCAGGAACUGCUUACAUUUACAUUUGAGAUUUUAGUCAUUUAGCAGACGCUCUUAUCCAGAGCGACUUACAGUUAGUGAAUACAUAUAUAUCUUUUUUUAUACUGGCCCCCCGUGGGAAUCGAACCCACAACCCUGGCGUUGCAAACGCCAUGCUCUAUCAACUGAGCUACAUCCCUGCCGGCCAUUCCCUCCCCUACCCUGGACGACGCUGGGCCAAUUGUGCGCCGCCCAUGAGUCUCCCGGUCGCGGCCGGCUGCGACAGAGCCUGGAUUCGAACCAGGAUCUCUAGUGGCACAGUUAGCACUGCGAUGCAGUGCCUUAGACCACUGCGCCUUAGACCACUGCUGACACACUCCAGCCACAUGAGGUCUAGCAUUGUCUUGCAUUAGGAGGAACCCAGGGCCAACCGCACCAGCAUAUGGUCUCACAAGGGGUCUGAGGAUCUCAUCUCGGUACCUAAUGGCAGUCAGGCUACCUCUGGCGAGCACAUGGAGGGCUGUGCGGCCCCCCAAAGAAAUGCCACCCCACACCAUGACUGACCCACCGCCAAACCGGUCAUGCUGGAGGAUAUUGCAGGCAGCAGAACGUUCUCCAUGGCGUCUCCAGACUCUCACGCCUGUCACGUGCUCAGUGUGAACCUGCUUUCAUCUGUGAAGAGCACAGGGCGCCAGUGGCGAAUUUGCCAAUGUUGGUGUUCUCUGGCAAAUGCCAAACGUCCUGCACAGUGUUGGGCUGUAAGCACAACCCCCACCUGUGGACGUCGGGCCCUCAUACCACCCUCAUGGAGUCUGUUUCUGACCGUUUGAGUAGACACAUGCACAUUUGUGGCCUGCUGGAGGUCAUUUUGCAGGGCUCUGGCAGUGCUCCUCCUGCUCCUCCUUGCACAAAGGCGGAGGUAGCGGUCCUGCUGCUGGGUUGUUGCCCUCCUACGGCCUCCUCCAUGUCUCCUGAUGUACUGUCCUGUCUCCUGGUAGCGCCUCCAUGCUCUGGACACUACGCUGACAGACACAGCAAACCUUCUGUGCCAUCCUGGAUGAGCUGCACUACCUGAGCCACUUGUGUGGGUUGUAGACUCCGUCUCAUGCUACCACUAGAGUGAAAGCACCGCCAGCAUUCAAAAGUGACCAAAACAUCAGCCAGGAAGCAUAGGAACUGAGAAGUGGUCUGUGGUCACCACCUGCAGAACCACUUCUUUAUUGGGGGUGUCUUGCUAAUUGCCUAUAAUUUCCACCUGUUGUCUAUUCCAUUUGCACAACAGCAUGUGAAAUUUAUUGUCAAUCAGUGUUGCUUCCUAAGUGGACAGUUUGAUUUCACAGAAAUGUGAUUGACUUGGAGUUACAUUGUGUUGUUUAAGUGUUGCCCUUUAUUUUUUUGAGCAGUGUAUUUAGCCCAGGACUAGAGGUGUUACUGUGUGAUAUUAAUAACCUCUGCACCCGCAAUGACUGGACUGAGAGCAGAGGAUUAUGGGACAGACGUGGCCUCUGCCCUGUUUAACCAGGUCUCUGUGUGUUAGACACUUUCUCUUAAACACACGUACACUGUACAAACACUGUCCUAGACGUCUUACUCAGUGAGGUCACGGCCAGGGCAGCAGCUGUGAUCCUGCCGGUGACCUUGUUUCAACCAGGGCCCCGUAGCGCCCCACUGCCCUCCGUCAGGUCGUUAGUGCAGCUCGUUCUCGAUUAGGGUAGCUGUAAUGCUGAGCUGUAAUGCUGCGUUGUUAGGCCCUGCUGGAGUGCUUUCUCCUUGAGUUCUGUUCUGAACUAGUCCAUGCACUUGUGGCAAGAAACUUCUCUACAUUGCCGCACUUCCUUUUUUGUCUGCACUUUCUAGAGAUGGUGUCAAGGCGGUUCAGUUAGUUUCCUACUGACACUGAGCUCUGAGAGCAGCUGAAGUGUGUGUUUGGUGGUACAGUAACUCAGACAGGGUGUGUUUACUGCAGUGCUGUCAACCCCCACCCCUGAUGCUGGGUCAGACUCUCCAGGAACUCAGCUGUAACUCAUGAAAAUAGCUGUAUAAACAGUGAUAGAGGGAUUACAUGUGCUGUAUUUACAUGUAGCCUUCUAUAUAUAAAUACUGUUUGAUGAUGAAUACUGAUGAUCAAAUUCCUUGUGACUUAAUGGAAUCACAAUGAGAUUAAUGGAUUCUUAUGUAUAUCCUCAUGAAUCCAUAAGUCAGAAUGAAUUGGAUGUUUCAUCCUCCAAACAUGUUUUUUGUUCCUUUUACACACGUUAAACUCAUUCCACGGAUGGCCAAGUGUCUGCUGGUUUUCACUCCUCCCUUGUACUUGAUUGAUGAAUUAAGGUCACUAAUUAGUAAAGAACUCCCCUUACCUGGUUGUCUUAAUUGGAAGGAAAAAACAAAAACCCGAAGAUACUAGGCCCUCCAUGGAAUGAAUUUGACAUCCUGCUUUAACAGGACAUGUUGUCUGGCUUCUGUCUUCACACCCCCUCAUGUAUAAUACGGGCUGAUUUACUUUUGUAAAAUUAUGUCUAAAUAUGUAAAAUAUCUCUUCAACAUCAAAUUUGCAACUUUUCUGUUUACACUAGCCUGGGAUGUGGUGUGGCCAAAGCCACAUUCCUGCUUCAUGUGAGUGCAGCUAUUAGCAUAGUAUAUAAACAAACAAAACCAAAAUUGCAAUUCAAACUAUACAGGAACUUCUCAUCUAAACCACACUUGAUUCAAUGCAAUGAUUCACAAAUGUGUGGACAUUUUAAAAGCCUUUAAUUUUCUAUGACUAACGGAGCAAAAAUGCUGUCUGCUGGUAUAAAGGUAAUUAAGGUAAUUCUUGCAGGUGCAUGUGGUGUGGGAGAGCCUUUGUCUUUACACUGUACCACUCAGAGGGGGGGAUGUCUCCAACACCCCCCCCCCGGAGCAGGGUUUCGCAGGGUUCCCAUUAGGAGAAUGUGGCGCCGGACAUUUGAGAAAUGUACCGGACCCAUAUGCUUUGUGUGCAUAACCUGAUUAGGGCGUCCACCCACGGUGCUCAGAAUUACAGAAAUUACAUUUAGAAUAUGGUCAUUCAUAUUAACAGAACAUGCAAGUCGAGGAUGGAAAGAUGUGCUCUCCUUCUUACCGAAUUCUGAUGUGCACUUUGAACAUGUUAGAAUAACUUCCACAUUUACUUUUCCUCAGCCAACAAGACGAGUAAUGAACAGAUUUUCCAUGUCUGUAUGCUGUACGGGUGUGAUAAAUAAAAUACAUAACGAAUAAAAUGUACACGCACCAAUUUAAUUCCACUAAAUUAUGCAAAGUAACCUAUAGACCGAUAAACAUGACAAGUCAAAUGUAUUUCCAUGGACUGGUAUUUCCACCAAUGAAUAGGCUAAAAAGCAUUAUUUCGCAAUUUGAUUUUUUCUUCUUCUACCGGCGCCAAUUUUAUUUAUCGGACAAAAGCCGUCUUUUACCGGCUAACGGAAACCCUGCCCCGGAGGUAGUGUGGGAGACACUACACAAGUAUCUCUCCUGGACCUAGUUUGUAUCGUCUAAAUAGUGUAAAGAGGCCCUUAAUCUAUGAUUUCCUACCCACUUCUCUGUAACAAUGCAAAUGGAAUGCCUUAUUUCCCUAACAUGUAGUAUUUGUAUUUAUUAUGGAUCCCCAUUAGCCAAGGCAGCAGCUACUCUUCCUGGGGUCCAGCAACAUUAAGGCAGUUAUACAUUCUAAAAACAUUACAAUACAUUCAUAACAGAUUUCACAACAUAUUAAGUGUGUGCCCUCAGGCCUCUCCUCUACUACCACAUAGCUAUAACACAAAAUCUAUGUGUACGUGUGUAUAGUACUUAUGUUAUCGUGUGUUUGUAUGCAUGUGUCUAUGUUUGUGUUGCUUCACAGUCCCCGCUGUUCCAUAAGGUGUAUUUUUAUCUGUUUUUUUUAAAUCUAAUUUUACUGCUGGCAUGAGUUACUUGAUGUGGAAUAGAGUUCCAUGUAGCCAUGGCUCUAUGUAGUACUGUGCGCCUCCCAUAGUCUGUUCUGGACUUGGGGACUGUGAAGAGACCUCUGGUGGCAUGUCUUGUGGGGUAUGCAUGGGUGUCCGAGCUGUGUGCCAGUAGUUCAACUUGUAUUUGUGAGAGGUAUUGACAUGUUGAAUGAACCGAGCUGUCUGUUUGAACUACUGGCACACAGCUAGGUUCAUUCAACAUGUCAAUACCUCUCACAAAUACAAGUAGUGAUGAAGUCAAUCUCUCCUCCACUUUGAGCCAGGAGAGAUUGACAUGCAUAUUAUUAAUGUUAGCUCUCUGUGUACGUCCAAGGGCCAGCCGUGCUGCCCUGUUCUGAGCCAAUUGCAAUUUUCCUAAGUCCCUCUUUGUGGCACCUGACCACACAACUGAACAGUAGUCCAGGUGCGACAAACUAGGGCCUGUAGGACCUACCUUGUUGAUAGUGCUGUUAAGAAUGCAGAGCAGCGCUUUAUUAUAGACAGACUUCUCCCCAUCCUAGCUACUGUUGUAUCAAUAUGUUUUGACCAUGACAGUUUACAAUCCAGGGUUACUCCAAGCAAUUUAGUCUCCUCAACUUGCUCAAUUUCCACAUUAUUCAUUACAAGAUUUAGUUGAGGUGUAGUAAAUGAUUUGUCCCAAAUACAAUGCUUUUAGUUUUUUGAAAUAUUUAUGACUAACUUAUUCCUUGCCACCCAUUCUGAAACUAACUGCAGCUCUUUGUUAAGUGUUGCAGUCAUAUCAGUCGCUGUGGUAGCUGACGUGUAUAGUGUUGAGUCAUCCACAUACAUAGACACAUGUGAUGCUGAUACACUGAUGCUGCAUCACCGACGUGUGUAUGGCUGUGAUUAAUGACUGUGUUUGUGUCUGUCUGCAGGUAUUUGGUGAUAUCUAUCACUUCCGGCACCGUUCUGUGGAGAAGAGGUCUCUGUCGGAUCACCGAGGGACGCACGUCCGUCUACAAAAAGAGCCUCAGGUAAGACACAUUGGGAGGAGGGGUGAGUGUGAGGGUGGGUGUGUGUAGAUGAUGGUGGGUGGGUGAGUGUAUCAAAGCGGAUGAGGAGGUUGAGAGUGAGUGUGCAGCAAGAGAGGGUGGAGGGAUGUGAGUGUAGGGGAGGAUGGGUUAUAUCAAUAACAUGACUUCACCAGCCGCAACAGAGGGUGGGGGUUGGAUUGGGCGUGUUGAAAGAUGAUGAAUUAGUCUAGAGUCAUACUGUAAUGCACCUCCCAUUAACAACACAGGCAGUGUGAGAGAGGUGAUGGGGGGGGGGGGCAGUAUGUGAAAGAGGUGGUUGAGAGCUAGGUUGGAUGAGUUAACUUCUAUUCCAUAACAUGACUAGAGGAGCCGCAGGUACUUCAUCACCAUCUGUGGAGCGGCCAUUAGGCAGGCAGCGGGGGUAAGGGUCGACGCAGAGGGGACCACAGUGAGCUAACAACCACAGGGCAGAGUGCCAGAGACCUGAGCUCUCAUUUAUCACCCACUUUUAAUGGAUGUCUCUGACACCCUACAGCCUCUGCCUUGUCCGUUUCCUUUCCUUAGGGCUGGGAGGUGAGAGCAUCCUAAACAUGCUACUCACAUACACACAUGUAUACUGUGCUAGGCUAUACUGUGGUGUCUAAUGACCCCAUUCUCAAACCACCUCUGAAUAGAUUAGGUUUCCAGUUUGGUUUCUAAUGCCUGUCUUGUCUGAUGAUUUUUCUUCCACUCCUAUUGUGGGUGUUUGAGUGAUGGGGCCCUGUUUAAAAGGUCUGGGGCUGUGUGUAGUCCACUCCUCUGUGGUCUCCUGGUCUCACGUUUCCCUCUGUAGCUCUUUGGGCUCUGGCUGUGCUUCCAUGGCUGUGAAAGGUGAGCGUUUGAACUGCGGCACAAUGAAUGUCCUGCCAUCUGCAGCAGCCCCUCAGAACCGCUCCACUGUUUGUCACUCAGCGCAGCUCAGGUCCAGAUGAGAAGAUCAGAGAGAGGGCUUGUAACACAAACCCACAGACUAAUGUCCAGGAAAAGCUAACAUGCACACGCACACACAAACGCAGAUAUGCACAAAGACACACACACACACAGUCACACAGUCACACACACCACUAGUUCUAACUAAUGUUGGUGCUGCUGUGGGCUGGUUCUGUAAUUGGGGCGGCUGGGUCAGCGAGAACCAUUACCAGCCUUAGUCUCUGCUGACAGUUCACAUGCUGUACAAAACGCUGCUUUAAAGGUUUGCAGGACUUGCUGAUUCAGAGGUACUCUUCCCCUCCCAUUUCCAAAGAACAGAGAUGUGUGUAUAAUUGAGUAUGCAUUCUUAUGGGGGGUGACUAGGUUUGAAUGAGCAAGACCUGCGGUACUGACUAACUGGCAUCCCCUGGGAACCCACAAUUGAAAAUCCCCUGAAACUAUAGGGUGUCAUGGGAAGUCUAUUGUGUGUUAAGGUAAGGACUAACGGCUUCUGCAGUCUGCCAGUGGACACGUCCCCUGCCCAGUCCUGUUCCCGCUGACUGUAGAGAACCCAUGUUUUGGUUUCCCAGCAUUAUGGGAGGUCAUUCAGCCAGCGAACUGUGUGGCCAAGUCUCGCCGCUGUUUGUCUUGAGCAGGUGCACGGUGAGAAAAGCGUUGUGUGGCCUAUCUCCACUUACCCUUAGCAGCACGGCACCAAAACAACACUGUUCCCGCCCCAACCCCACUCCUCCCCCCACCCCUCCGCUCACCACUUAACUGACGGGAUUUCCUCUCUCGCCGCCACUCCAUUUCCUGUUGUUGAAUUCCUUUUCUCCCAGAGCACCUCAGAGAAAGGGGAGCCUCCCUGCACCUCCCUCCCUCCUCUCCUCAGGUCAGCCCUGUGGCCUACAGAAGUCACACUGGGGGAGAUGGAUCCCAAACAAAAGGAGCAAUAAACCCUGCUCAAAGACUCUCACAUUACUGUGGACUAAACGGCCAGGGACUCUGCCAAAUCUCAGUCUGGCUGACUGGCUGCUCAUUCACAUCUAAUGGUGAUGCAUCGCUCUAAUAUUGUCUAGCUGUUGUAAGACCAUUGCUGUAGUGAAAUUGUGUUACAGUUAGGCUUAAACGAUAUACCCAUAGAAAUGCCAUCAAUACAUCAAUCAGUAUUACCACCUAGAGUUUUUCCUGGUCAGGCCAUGUGGUCAGGGAAAACCCCUGGACCUAAUCAUUUUACAACCCAUACAGCUUCCUUUGCUACAGCUAUGUAACACUACAGCCAUGGUAAUGGUGCUCUAGCUGUGGUUGUUGCUUUGGUGUUGGCCUAAGGUUGUGUUAUGUUUGGUUGUGUUGAUGUUUGUAUAUGGAGGGGAAUAGAAGAGAGCAGGAAGGAAGACACAGAGACCUGUCUGCUCAGUAUCUGCUGGACAGCAGCGUUUAACCAAGCAGCCGGGGUCCUGUAUGUGAAUGGUCUUGAGCGAGGAGAAAAGCUGUCUCAGAUAGCUGGCUUCCGGACCCAUUUAUAAUGGAGAUCUUAUCUGUUAAUCGCUAGCUGGUUCCCUCUGUUCUGUUCCACCUCACUCGGUCUGUUUAAGAAUUCCUGGAGACUCCCUCUCUGGCUCGCGCCAGAUUUUUCCCCUUUCAAACAUUUGCUUAAUUAUCUCUGUUUGCGAUAGGGGAACUUUGGCAAAGGCCUUUAAGCGUAAUGAACAUUGGAAACGUCUGUCUUUCCUGACUGAGGAUCGGAUGGUAAUCUGUGGUAAACUAAGAACUCACAGAGACAAAGUUAACUUAUCUUGCCUUAUUGUGUUGAUUUUAAAUCCGUCCAUUCAAAAUGUUUAUUCACUCCCUGUCUCAUAUGAAAUACUUUAAUUUUAAUUUUCUCCGUGUCAGGACUAACACAAGCCUCAUUAAUGCUGUUUCUGGGGGUGAUCCGUUAGGCUAAUAGAAGAGAGCAGUCAUAUGGAAAGGAUUGGUUGCUCCAAGUGAGGUUCAGCCUACCCAUCCUCUAUGCAGUCAGGCACUACUGAUAACCCUGUGCAUGUUAAGAGAGGGGAUUUAGCUACUCUGGGACGCUCUGUCAUGGCUGACCUGUUUUAAUCAAUAACCUCAGAGAUACUGACGCUGUCUGAGCUUAGCAGACUGUUCAUUAACAGUCCAAAACCUCAAUUUCUCAUCUCAUCUCCCCUGGUUGAACUGGAUGGAGGUUUUCCAUCUGGAACAUCAAGGUAACAAACUAUCAACAGUGUUCUUUCUGGUUGUACUGUAGUUGGCAGAGUUCAUGAAAGCAAUGACAGGCUCCAUUGGCCAAAUGCAGACGGUAAACAGUGUUGCCCUGAGUUACCAUAGAGACUGUUGUUUUCAUGUAAAGUGAGGUUUCUCCCUAAUGACUUACGUAUGUUCUCUGUACACACACCACAUAGUGAGCCCCGUACCAGCAGCUAAUCUGCAUGCCUGACUGAGUGUGCUUGGGCUGUGAUUAAGGGGUCUUGUAGCGGGCCUUGUUAAUGCCUUGUUUGCAGGAGCGCGAGCCCAGACUGUGGCACGGCACAAUUACAGGGGUCCGUUCCCUCCCUCUUUUGGCCCUCUCACUCUCCGCAUGGCUGACCUAGCCUCAUUCUGUGGCUGCCAGUAAAUCGCAGAGUAAGAGACUUAACAGUCAGGGAAAAACCAUGUGGCUCCUGGCCAUGCAAUAUUACUGUUUCCUUUAUGAACAUUGUUUUUGAUGACCCCAGUCGCCUCUGUCUUCAUUGUUCUGUGGGGAGUGUAAAGCUGAUGACUGGAUGAAGGGAAGAAAGAGGCAAGCAACACACUAUCUACCCUGUGUUCCAUGACUGCAGCCAGGAUUAGAGACCAAAGGAAACUGUGUUGCUUCCUGACAGGAAGCCCCAUGGACUCAUGGGUAAUGGAGUGAAGUCGGAUGGUACAUCUCAAUAGUCUAACGUGGCUUGCUCUCAUCUCCUUUCCAUCGCAUGCACUGACAUUAAACUGGGACAGCAAAUUCCUGGUAGGCAUCCUGUCAUUUUGCUUUCACCUACCUUAGCAUCAGUGCAGAGAUGAGGAGACAUGGAGGGGAAGCCUCUUAUAUUGUGAUGUCCCCAUAGACUGACCUGGGAGAUUGGUUCAGCCUCCCUAAACCUCUUCUCCUAUCCAUGCCUCACUAUUUCAUCUGGACAGGCAGGGGAUUUUACCUGCUGUAGGACAUAGACAAAUCACCCAUGUUACCUCUGUUUUCAUAUCGCUGCUGUCAGUACAGUAGCACCCCACUCACUGUCCCCCACUCUUCUUAGUGUGUUGACCUUGUGAAGGGGGCACCCAUUGUGGAAGCAUCUGCUCCAGUGUGAUUCUGUACAACUGCCAACCAGCAAGGGGCUUUCAACACGGAUUCAUGUAAACACGUCCGAUUCCCCCCCCCCCCCCCCAUUAAAAAAAAAAAAUCCUGUACACCAAUUAUUGGUUGGAGGGCAGCGCAUAAAGGUGCGUGCUGUGUCGGUAGUAACCUUGGUGUUAUUGACGCUCUUGUGGUUUGAGCUGUUGGCAGAGAGUUGCCUGUUGUGAUUCCUGGUUGUCCUUCAUGCCUGCCUCUCUAUCCUUGCAGCAGUCGCUUGUCUCCCUGCUGCAGCUUCUCUUCCACACCCCUCUCUCCACAUCCCCCUCUGCUUGUGUCCCUUUCACCCACUCCACUGUACAGGGAGACAGCAGCUCGUAGAUGGGGUGCGACGCAGGGUUGUCGCUGUGUGCAAUCUGCCUCUGUCAACACUUUCUGCAGCAUGCCGGCCGGAACUCCCAGAGAAGAAUAGCUCAAAUCAAAUGUUAUUGGUCACUUACACAGUUUCUAGCUCCAACAGUGCAGUAAUACCUGGCAAUAAAAAUAAGAAAUAAAACACAAUGCAAAAUGCACACAUAAUCCAGAACAAUCCCUCCCCUCCCCCAUCCCAGCCUACUGUUAUUACCAGGGCUUUGUGUGGGGAGGCAGAGCAAAGCAAGGAGGGAGACUGAGGACAAAGACUGGGUGUCGUAGUGUGUUCUUCUGUGUGUCUGUGUAUAUCCUCCUUUCUAUGUUAAUGUAGAUUUUAGUUUGUGCCUCUGUCUGCGUUAAUGUGAUUUUGUGUGUUUCUGUGUUCUUCUGUCUGUGUGUGUGUGCGUGGCCCCCUAUCUGCCCUCAUCUAGCUGUUUUAAUUAUUCUCAGCCUAGGCCCUCGUUAGGCUUGGUCUCUAAUGAGGAGCUCCUGAAUGCCUAUGUUAGAACCUCUGUUUAUCUCUCUCUGCUCUCGUCCUGCUCUGCUUGAUGAAGUUAGAUUUCUCUUUCAUUCUGGGGAGACGGUGACCCUCAUGUUCCCUCCUGAUCAUCAUUAUUCCUUAUACCCUGUACUGAUUGUCUUCCUCUAGUAUAUUGAGUGCCGUAUUAGCACGGCUACUUCAGUAAUGUCCCUCCUCUGGUUGAAAUCCGUGUUACUAAUAGAGUAGUGGUGUUCCCAUCCGCGUAUUAGCAUGGUGAGCGAGUCUACUUAAAGAUGGAAUCCGCAGUAGGGGAAACGGCGCCACUGUCUGCCCCACAGCUUCUGUUAUUGUUUUUGUUUUGUUGACGAAGUGGAUGUGAGGAGCGUCGCCCAACGUGGUCAAAAAAAUUGCAGUACACAUUCUGCUGCUUCUCGCCAGUACAAUGAUGUCUGAGGGGGAAAAAACAGUGUUCGUUGUUUGUUUCGCAAACGGACAUGGAAAUUUCACCAUUAAGGAUUCCAGCUUUAAUGGGUGCCCACGCUGAAUGUAAUCACGUCUCUGUUUGAUGCCAUGACUGAUGCCUUUCUCUCUGUGUGUGUGUGUGUCUUCCUCAGGUGACGUGGGCAGAACAGCAGGUGGUGAAGAGUAGGAAGAAGAGGGACAUCUACACGGAGCCCUCGGACCCCAAGUUUACCCAGCAGUGGUACCUGGUUAGUAGACCAAGUCUGGCUGACAUUUAACAAUCUUUAUCACUUUAUUAUCUCUCAAUAGGACAAAUAUGAGGAAGAAUGUGUCUCAAAUACAUAAGGAGAGAAAUCAAUACCCACUCUCAGCGCUUCAUUGCUGUCAUAAACAAGCCACAAUGGCUUCCUCAGUGUAUGGACUGAAAUUUCAAAAACAACCUCUCAGACAACCUCAGACGACUGCCCAUUGCUGAAGCCACUGUGUAGUCAGGAGACAGACAGUUCAAACCUUUUCUCAGUUGAUCAGUAAUCCCUCCCUGUGCUCGGUUGUGUGCCCUGUUCUGUCUGGAUGCACAGGGCUUUAUAGAGCCAGUCUCUUUAUUAAAAUGGAAAUGACAUAAGAGCCCAUACAGUGUCACAGCAGGGCCCAGCGCUCUGUUUGAUCUGUCUGCCCAUUCUCAAUAACUCAGAGUGGAUAGUUCCCUGUUGGCUGAGUAAAACAUUUUAGUUUACUCUAUUCAAUAGACUGUAUUAAUAUAUGGAGGCCCUUUGUCUGAAGGAGUGGAUGCAAUAAAGUGUCUUGGUUAAUGUAGAAUGGACUGCUUAAUGACCAUGGUCUUUUAGGAGUCCAUUAUCAGAACGGCAUACACAUUUGGGUUUCCAGUCUUAAAUUGAAUUCAUCUAUUUAUUGUAUUCCCCAGACAAUGGCACAGUCCCCAAACGAGGCAGUGAAUACAAAUAAAGGACUGAAAUUAAACCAGUCUGUUAUUGCCUGAAUGUAUCAUCUUAAAUGCAAAAUGACACACUUUGACUUUGAGAAGGUUACACAGUCUGAUCCAGUGGUCCAUGAAAGAAACGGUGAGAUAAACAAGUUGUGAUUUCUCUUCACUUUGCUCCACCUUUAAUUAGUCUCAAAUAAUGUUCCAGGCAAUAUAAAAUAGUUGAUUGAAAUUCUCAACAAACAAACAUUCCUCGCUUACUCUCCAACACGCUCACACUGGAGCUGAAGCAAAUCCAAUUUCCCCCAUGUCCCCGAGCUGUUGUUGGGGGGAGGUGGGGUGGUGUGGAUACUGGCGGCUGACUUCACCAGUGUGACUAGCUACAUUUAAUUCCCCUCCGGAGUUCACAGCUCUGUCGCACACAGCUUGCUAGCUAACUCUCCAGGCACACUGAUUUGACUUAAGUAGUUUACUAUCACGCUACAGAGGGAAGCGGGGAACCUGGGGCCCUGCGAUGGAGAAGUAUAGCUGGUGCUGUUUGCUGUUAGUUGGUUUAGUAAGGGUACUGUGUAGUGAGGUACUAGGAGUAGAGAGUAUGCAAUGAGAUUGUGGUGAGGGUGUAAGGAGUGUAAAAAGGGUGAAGUAUUUGGGUUUAGUGGGAGGCUGUAGCAAAAGUGUAAUAAUAUUGUAGUGUUUAUAAGGGUAUAGUGUGCAUGUAACAAGGGCGAUGUCAGGCAAAGCAGUGUUCUAGAAGGGGUGCUGCUGUAUAGAGUGUAGUUUGAGCCUAGUCUGAGUCUGAGCCCUGUUCCCCAGGUGGAUCUCGGCGGUAGAUAGUAUCUGUGUAUUACCGUCAGUCAUUAAGACGAGUCUCUGACUGGUCAGUUUACACUGUGUCUCUAUGAUAAGGACAUGGAUAAACUCUGCUGCUACUUCCUCUGCUUAUUCAUAUGUGUAACAGCAGCUCAUAUCACUGGUCUGUCCCCUGUCCCUCAUGGAUCAAAUGGAAAAAGCUCAAAGCACGGUGUGAGAUUUCAAAGGCAGUAAAGUUUGUUAAUGUGCCAAUGUAAUGCAGUAAGAAUGGUCAAUUUUAAAGAGGUAUAGGAAAAAUACAGAAAUACUAAAUGUCCAAGACCAUUACAAGAAACUGGAGAAUUUUGAGGGUAAUUCCCACUUUUGAGUCAGAUUUGAGCAGGAUUUUCUGAGUGGGAUAAUAAUAAUAAUAAUAAUAAUAAUAAUAUGCCAUUUAGCAGACGCUUUUAUCCAAAGCGACUUACAGUCAUGUGUGCAUACAUUUUUACGUAUGGGUGGUCCCGGGGAUCGAACCCACUACCCUGGCGUUACACAGGGUAAAGCUUUGGCCAUGGUUAUCUGACACCGAAGGCCUUGGUAUCUGACACUGAAGGGUUUGGAUGAGAGGAAAAUAGUAGGAAGACAUUUUCAGACAAAUUACAUUCAAUUGAGGCAGCAUUUUAGAGAAACGGCUGUGUGAGAAUUGAAAGGCAUCAAACAUGGUAUUUGACCAAAGGUCAAGUUUGAUGUGGAGAGAAUACCAAAAGGCCUGUGUAGAAGUCUCUCUGUACCAUUACCCUGCUAGCUGGUUGUCCACUAACAGAGACACUCAGGGGGUGGCUCUGAUGAGAGAUGUAUGCAGGGUCUGGUCUGGUCUGUCUGGUCUGGGACUGAUGCUCCAUGCUGAGUGACGAGUCUCUUUGUCUGCCUAGCACCACAGGAUAUGGUAAGUCUGUCUGGUGCCACAGGAUGCCGUCUGCCUCCCAUGGGGAUGUUGUCAUUUUCUGUUAGGAUUGAUGUCUAAUGCAGUCUGACACAUUUCUCCUGGGACACAUCAGCCGAACAUUCAUCUAUAUAUUUCUGUUUGGAGACGAUCACGGGAUAUUUUUUUUAUUUCAUAGUCUAAAAUAAUUUGAUAAUGCAAAGAUAAGUUCAUUAAUUGCUAGGUUUUUAUUAUCUCACAUGUCUUGUAAUGGAUCUUUAGACUCCAUUGACUGGUCUUGGUGUUUUCCCCUCCACAGUACAAUGCUAAUCAUCGUGACCUGAAUGCUAAAGGUGCGUGGGAGCUGGGCUACACUGGGAAGGGAGUGGUGGUGUCCAUCCUGGAUGAUGGUAUAGAGAAGAACCACCCAGACCUUAUAUCAAACUAUGUGAGUAUCACAUUACCCCUGGCUUCAAGGCUGGGGUUGCUGCAUCUAAAUAGUUUAAGAUGGCCUCCUUUCCAAGAUCCAUGUUGAUGAGGAGAGGAGGCCAUUUUGGACUAUUGGUAUUCACCCCUAGACUUUUUACUCGUACUCCUCUUAUCAUAGAUGAGUGAUUCUGAUAAUCUCUGUCUGCCUGCCUGUAGGACCCAGACGCCAGCUAUGAUGUGAACGAUGGCGAUCCAGACCCUCAGCCACGAUACACACAACUCAACGACAACCGGUAAGACCCUGAUAAGAAAGACACUGUAUCAGUGACGGCUGAAUUUGAUCUCAUCCGUGCCUAACUUGAGUUGUAGUGGUCUAAGGCACUCUCUUUCUCUAUCUAGCUGUGCCACUAGAGAUCCUGGUUAGAGUCCAGGCUCUGUCGCAGCCGGCCGCGACCGGGAGACCCAUGGGCGGCGCACAAUUGGUCCAGCGUCGUCCAGGGUAGGGGAGGGUUUGGCAGGCAGGGAUGUGGGUUCGUUUCCCACGAGGGGCCAGUAUGAAUAAAUAAAUAAAUUAUAAACGUAUGCAUUCCCUAAACUGUAAGUCGCUCUGGAUAAGAGCGUCUGCUAAAUGACUAAAAUGUAAAUGUAAUGGAGUGAGUUAUGGACACCGUCACUCUGCCUUGGGUCCAGGUCUGUCAGCUGAGCCAGUCAGGUAUUGGGCUGCCCACUGCUGUUAGAUCAUAGCUUCUCUGACUGAAAAGAGAAAGGGAAAUGCACAGAUUGAAGUAGUAGACUCUUAGAGGGCCGGAGAACAUCUCAAUGUGUUUUGGGUCUCCCCACAAUCAAGAGCAAGCAUGUGAUUUAGUCUUAAAUCACCCAGCUGCUACCAGGGCAUUUCUGUGGCCUAGUUAAGUGGAGUAAAUCUCCUGGGAUUAAGUGAAUUUGUGAAGAAAGCAGCUUUACUGCAGGGGCCUGAGCAGAUAGCAUUAAGACUUGUUUACUACCGCCCCCGAUGUUUUCCCUGCUGCCCUGAAUUGAUCGAAUUAAUUUCAUCAGCGUUAACGAAAUGGGACAAAUCUCCUGGCUCUGGAAAGGCCUGCUCCUCUCAUUCCGCUCCCCUGCAUGCUUACCCUUUCUGACUUUAAUUUGGGAUUUUCCAUAAUCUGCUGUUUUCGGGCUGCUAGCCAAAUACCCUUUUUUUUAUCUUGAGGCUAACCAUGAUUGGUGAUGACAGGCAGAGAGGGUUAUAGUUAAGGUCUCCAACUGAGACUGCAUGGGUCUGGAGCAGGCACUGUGCACAUGGAGGCCAGACUGGUGUAAGGAGAGAUGGAGAUGGCCUCAAGUAAAACAACAGUGCAAACAUUACUUCCUACACUACUGUGUAUAGCCAUAAGUCUUGAGCCUCCUGCUGUCAAAGAGAGAAAGUGAAACGGCACAGUAAGAGCUAACGCCAAUGGAGCUCUGCCACUGACCACGCAAACACACACACACACACACACACACACACACACACACACACACACAGAGCAUCCGAUAUUAUGAUUCCCCCAGCAUACACACAGCCAACAGACAGUUGAUUCCCCUAUCCCACACACACACAGUGCAGUAAAUGCCUUUGGACUGAGAAUCCUCCUGGCUUGUCCUCUCUUCCCUGCCUAGCUCACCCAAGCGCUUAUCUCCAGCCGCCCAGCUCUGCCUUGCUUCCCCGUGGCAGGACUGAGGUGUGUGUGUGUGGUCAUUCGUGUCUCUGUGUGUGGUGUGUGUGUGCGUGCACAAUGUGUGUGUGUAACUGCAUGGGGUUGGUGUAGGCGCGUGUGUAAACACCCUGUGGGCAGGCUGGAGCUCUGUAAGGCUGUGUAAGGGCCUGUUCCCUGCAGAAAGCCCAGCUCUGUUCACCUCCAUAAAGCUCCCUUUCUUCCCCUGUGUGAGGAGCGCUCCUCUGCAGCAAUGUGGCCAUUCAGCCCCGUGUUUGUCCAAGUCAACAUGUGAUCUGGCUCUGUGGCUCUGCAGCCUUACUGUCUUAGACCAGGAUGCUCAGUCUCUCUAGGGGCCUCUGCUGCGAGCUAAAAUUGGAAUUGAGGGGGUUUUUCUUUUUAUGUAUUGAAUGUUUCCCAAAAUACCCAUCCUCAGCUGGGAGUGGCAGGCUUUACAGCUAGAUCUAGCACAGGAUAAUCUCCACAAGAUUUGAACUGAGGUUCUCUUUUUUAUUGAUUUUGCCAACGGAGGCUUUUCUGUUAUUCGAAGCAUUUGGUAAAGCAGUGGGAAGUAGACUUGAGGUAUUUUUUUUAGAUCCUGAAAGAAGCUGAUUUUAUCACGCAGUGCUGUAACUGCUGUACUAUGGCUGAUAUCAUGCUAUUAAUAUAUUCAUUAAAAAGAGUCAGGGAGUUGGCUAAUUUGAAUUUGCCACUUUGAAUAGUGCAUUACAUUAAGUUGCCUUGCUGCAAGAUACCAUCAAGGACAAGAAAGUUAGAUGAACUGUACUGUAGUUGUACACACACAGGAAUGUAGCUGUAUAUUGGGUGAAAUUGGGGAUAUUGCUGGUAUAGCUUCAAUCAAUAGCCGUAAGUGUUUGGGCUUCAUCAUCUGACCACCUUUUCUCAGGCCUCCAGGGUACCAGCGCUCGGUGUCUGGUAGAGUGCAAUAG